AAACAAUCUGAACAGAUCAUUUUUUUACCUGUUCCCAUGGACUGCUGCUUGUCUAGUCCCGAGAGUGACUCUGCAUCACAAAUGUCGAGCCUCGAGCUUAACGACCUGCUUUCCAACUUGGGCGACUCGGAGUUUGCGUUCUUCAGCAACCUGGACAACUUUGACCUGGACGCGCUUCGCAAUCUCGACUUGACUUUGCCGACGUUGCCGACGCAGAGCAGCGGGUCCCUCUCUCCAGUCUCCUCUUCCUCCGAGCUCUCUUCUUGGUCGCCCGAGUCCCAGUCCGAGUUGCUGGUGUCACCGGCGCCUGUGGUGGCUUGCGCGCCUGAGCCCAUGACAAGCAUCCAGCGUGGCAAGCGCGCCCACGACGACUCGGAUGAAGAAGCUCAGGCCUCCAAGCGCGUUCGCCAGGACGAACCCUCCCCUCCCGAACUGCCUGCUUCUAAUGAUGGCGGUGCUGUCUCCCUCUUGGCUCGUGCAGUCUUGCUUGCGAACUCGCUGCUUUGUUGGGCUGGCGUGACUCCCGAUUCGGACCCCGUGAAGCGAGCUAAGCAGCUGCGUGUCCUUUUCAAAGAUCGCAUUCGGCCAUACAUUAUUCCAUGGGCGCAGAUGCGUUACGUCCGCGAUCGCCAUCACGUCGGCACUGCUGGGUCCCUUUUGACGAACGAAGACCAGUCUGCCAAACAGGCCAAGCGCCAUACCGUGGCAGAAAUGCUUGGUGAAAUACUUUGCUUUCCUAUCCAAGCACUGUCCGUCCCCAAGGUGGAUCCCCGAGUCUUUGAGGACAUGCAAAAGAGUCGAAAUGCUCGCAAGACAUGCGAGUCUGUGUUGGAAGGGCUGCAUGGUUCUUUGAAGCCGUAUUUCGUCAACCCCAACCUGUCCCCUCCUCUCGGGCCCUUUCGAUCCCAUGACGAGUUCUACCAGUUUGACAAGUUCGCCACGAAAAUUGCUCGCCUGUAUCGACCGACCCUGACCGUCGAUAUCUACAACGAAAUCCUUCGGGUGUUUCUAUCCGAUUGCCCCACGUUUAUUUUCCGCAAGUGACUUUUAGUCGCUUGAUUUUUAAGAAUCUACCUAACCAAUCUACCCUUGGAGACCUUUGACCUUUUGGAGGACUCAUUCGCGCGUCUGAGACAAGCAUCUCAGUGACGUGGCGGGCGAAACGACUUCUUUGCUUCUUGGAAGUUCUUUCACCCGUUACGACACUGGGAUGCUUUUCUCGAUGUGAUAAGCGCUCGCGUCUUGUUGUUCCUAUUUGAUGACAACUUCAGACCAUGUGCUGUUUGUGCGGAUGUUUCUUCAUUUGCUUCUUUUUGAAUGUUUCUGACUUUGGGUCAUCGUUUUUCAAGUGGACCAGCUUUUUUAGGUCACUUAUCGUUCAGUGUUUUUGUGUGUUGUUGUGUUGUACGGCGUUGCUGUGUUGCACGUAUUUGUCGUUGUUUUUUUCCCGUCCUUCAAAAAUACCGAAAACCAAAUAAAAAAUUGCAUGUUCCA
This is a messenger RNA of Capsaspora owczarzaki ATCC 30864, 1494 nucleotides long. RefSeq lists its product as hypothetical. The record is from RefSeq and is a predicted model, not a curated record. Lineage: Eukaryota; Filasterea; Ministeriida; Capsasporidae. Bases 37 to 1044 code for a protein of 335 amino acids. The transcript has 2 exons.